This is a messenger RNA of Xenia sp. Carnegie-2017, 2805 nucleotides long. RefSeq names its product alkylated DNA repair protein alkB homolog 8-like. The record is from RefSeq and is a predicted model, not a curated record. NCBI's taxonomy places the organism in Eukaryota, Metazoa, Cnidaria, Anthozoa, Malacalcyonacea, Xeniidae. Gene Ontology annotation, cellular component: nucleus; cytoplasm. The transcript is spliced from 5 exons. Gene Ontology annotation, molecular function: S-adenosylmethionine-dependent methyltransferase activity; tRNA binding. Gene Ontology annotation, biological process: tRNA wobble uridine modification. Bases 1283 to 2470 code for a protein of 395 amino acids.
AGCAUCUUCUACGUUGUGCUGGCAUAAAAUUUUAUAAAUUGCCUUGAAAACUUUCAUUCGGCAAUUUGUAUGUCAUUUACUCAUCAUUUUAUCCUAUCAUAUUUGCUCACGUUUUCAUUCGUCACUGAAAAUGACUUCUUCAUUUCAAUACGAACACAUGUAUGCUUUUAAAAAAGUCUCGUUUUCUUCAAAUGUUUUGUAAACGUUGUUUGUAUCCAUUUCAAAAUGAACAGUUGCAACAUUAAUUAUAAUAUGUUGCUUCCAAAUUGAAUAUAUAAUUUUUGUAUGCAUGGUUUGUGUAAGCUAAAUAAUACGAAAUUACGAAAAAACUUUUCAUGAUAAUUGUAUAUUUAUACGAUAACCGAUAAUGUUUUGUUUUCUUUAUAACACAGAACAGAAUAUAUUAUGUGUUCUGUGCUGUUUCUUGUGAGGACAUUUAUAAACACAUGACAGUAAAUAAAUUUUUAUUGCAAACUGUGCCCCGAGCAGUGUAUUUGGUGUAUUAAACAGCCGAAGUUUUUUUCUUCCUAAAAUGUUUUGACCAUCCUAUAACGAAAGUCUCGUGCGGGUUUUUGCGUAAAAAGUUUACAAUCAGCCAUGAUUUAGAGAUUUUCAAGAGUUAUGUAAUUGUUUAUAGUGAUAUAGAAACUUUAUUGCGUGAAACAUGCAUGUAAAAUUUGGUAUUGAUGAAAAUGUGUUCAAAAAUCAGCAAAGUUAGCGUUGCCCCCAGCUCUCCCCCCCGACCCUCCCAGAUCAUCGUGCAGUUACUGUAUUUAUAAGUAUUCAAAUAUUUUUUUAAUGAGAAACAUUGUAAUAAAUCUCUAUUAAUCAUUACAUCACUUGUGAAUAUUGUUAUCCACUGCAUUCGCGACAAUCGUCGUAUUUUUACUUUCUCGUUGCAUUUUAAUUACGUUUGGUUGUAAAGUAGUGUUGAACUGUGUACCUGUACACUGUACGCUGUCUUGUUCCUGACAAAUGUGCAUAAUUCAACGUAGAACAAAAGGUACAAAACGGGAAAUUACGCACAUAACAACAGCGUGGCUUUGUGUGAUUAGAAGACGAGAUAUGUGUACAAAUAUCAGUAGCAUUUGAACUAGAGUUAAUACAGCUCAAGAACUUGGCAAAACUAUAGCUCGGUCACCAGACUGCGUACGGUUAAAACUUGUCUAAUCUUUGUUUCCUUGAUCAUUAUGGAAAACAAGUCUAGAUAAGACGUGAAUGUUAUAAGUGACAUAGCCUACACUUAAACUGGAGAUUUGUGAAUACCUUAUGCAAAAGCAAAAUGAAUCAAAAGACAUGGGAAGAGAGAGCCAAAAAACUUGAGCAAAAAUAUGUUCACAGUGUUUAUUCAAGACAGGCACUAAGUUACGAUAACUUGUGUGAUAGUCCAUGGCCGCAAAUUGUAAAUUUCUUGUUUAGUUUACAAUCAGGAAGUUUUGUUGCUGAUAUAGGUUGUGGUAACGGCAAAUACCUUACAUUACGUAAUGAUGUCAUCAUUCAUGGGGCAGAUAUAUGUUUUGAGUUAUCUCAGCUGGCUUAUAAACGUCAUAGAAAUAUAGUAGUUGCUAAUAAUUUAAAACUACCAUUCAUUACUUCAUCAAUGGAUGCCGUUAUAUCGGUAGCUGUACUUCAUCAUUUUGCUUCUAUACAAAGAAGGCGUUGUGCUCUGAGAGAGCUCGUUCGCUUACUUAAGCCUGGUGGUCAAAUUCUAUUAUACGUAAUUGCUUGGGAACAAAAACAUCGAAAGUUUGACUCCCAAGAUGUUCUUAUUCCUUGGACACUUGAAGCUGGCAAGAAUCAUAGCAUCAUUAAUGUCAGUGAGAACUGCAAAACUAAAGAAACUAAUAUUAUUCAGUCCCAUAAUUUACUUACAAGCAAAUUUAACGGGACAGCUGCUGGUCACACGAGAAAGAAACUAAGAAUGAAAGAAGACGAAACCUCAGAGUUUAAAGAAAAACAUCUUUGUACAUCUCUUUUUGAUGCUUUUGAAUUGUUUACGAGCGAAACAAAAAUAAAACUUCAAAGUUUUGCAAACAGCCGGAAGAAUGUCCGCGAUGUUGUACGAACAAAUAGUGAGUUCAAUUUGAACUACAAUGAUAACGUUCCUGGUACAUCUGCACAAGCUAACGAAGUCUUGCUUGCUACACCAAAUAUGAAGCAAAACUUUCAGAAAAAAGAAAUUCCAAAUUUUUUUUCUAAAGAUGGUAAGAAUGUAUUGGAUCUAAAAAGUCAGAAUUCUUCUCUCCAUACUGACCGCUUUCAAAGAUUUUACCACGUUUUUGUAAAACAUGAACUAGCAGAGCUUGUGAGAGAGGUUUCUGGAUUGAAAAUAAUAGAGCAGUUUUACGACCAUGGAAAUUGGGUUGUCAAAGCAGCAAAGAUGCCAGAUGUGGCUGACAGUAAAGACAUUGGUUCAUUGGCUAGUGUUCAUUUGAAAGUUCUUAUACUGCUCAAAGUGGAUGGUUCAUAAUAAUUGUGUGCUUGACAACUCCUUCAGACAUGAUUACAGCGGGUGAUAAAACAACCUCUCAGUACCAAAGCCAGAACGUUUUUUACACAUGGAAUCAAUGCAAAUAUUUGACUUCAUUCACUAGAAAUCAAUUUUCUGCAGAAAUGCAUACAAAACAUGAAAUGCUGUAAUGUUGAACAUGAAGUCAAACACCGGAGAAUGCCAUAGUUACGGCUCAGAUAUUUCUGACGUAUGAUAUUUCACAGAUGACUUUGAACAACACUGUUCUUGUAACUCAGAAGUAACAAUAAUAAAUCAUUCAACAACAAUAAACGCUAAACCUUCGCCUUCUCAAA